This is a messenger RNA of Histoplasma capsulatum G186AR, 624 nucleotides long. Its product is annotated as acetyltransferase. The record is from RefSeq and is a predicted model, not a curated record. Lineage: Eukaryota; Fungi; Ascomycota; Eurotiomycetes; Onygenales; Ajellomycetaceae. The transcript is spliced from 2 exons. The coding region runs from base 1 to 624 and encodes 207 amino acids. Gene Ontology annotation, molecular function: acyltransferase activity, transferring groups other than amino-acyl groups.
AUGGAGUACGACCCAGGAAGGAUGGCAACUGCUGAAACUCAACAUGAGGCCCAGAGUUCCAAAAUCCCACUUGAAGCGAAAACAGAGAGGUUGUUCAUCCGACGAUUGAUUCCCGAACUCGAUUUAAACGACCUAUUUGCUAUCCGUUCAAGGUUGGAUGUCAUGAAAUGGAGUUUGACUAGAACACCUGACGCCGAUAUCGCCGCCACGAAGGAGCAUCUUCGUAAGGUCGGCACACCUGAAAACCUCAUUUUGGCUGUGUUCGAAUAUCCCAACACAGAACGGGCGAUAGCGUGCAUUGGCUUCUACACGAAUAACGGGAAUACCAGUCUUGGGUACAUCGUUCAUCCUGACUGUUGGGGUAAAGGGUAUGCAACCGAAGCCGCUCGGGCUGCUAUCGACAUAUGGUGGAAGUUUCUCACCAACCUUCCACCAGAAAAGAACAACGACGGAGACAAAUCACCUAAGAAUUAUUUCGUCCUGGAGGCAAUUACUGAUGCUUCAAAUGUGGCCAGCAAUCGGGUCUUAACAAAAUGUGGAUUCAAAAAGGUUGAGGAGGCUGCAGACGAGCUUGGUCCUUGCAUCAUGUGGGAGUUGCAUAAAGAAGCGAAGUUGACUGAUUGA